This is a messenger RNA of Maylandia zebra (zebra mbuna), 1214 nucleotides long. RefSeq names its product CAAX prenyl protease 2. The record is from RefSeq and is a predicted model, not a curated record. Lineage: Eukaryota; Metazoa; Chordata; Actinopteri; Cichliformes; Cichlidae. Gene Ontology annotation, molecular function: metalloendopeptidase activity. Gene Ontology annotation, biological process: CAAX-box protein processing. Gene Ontology annotation, cellular component: endoplasmic reticulum membrane.
UGUUAGCCGCCGCUUAGCUGGAGAACCAGCUGAAGUUGUGAUUGCAAACCCUCACGUUUGUCAUGCAGGUAGAGAACACCCACCCGAGGUGUUUCCUGGGUUUGCUGAGCUGCCUAUUCUUGGCUGGUCUCUACGUUGGCAGUUUGUACGUCUGGAGAAGCAGCUCACCAAGGGAUCAUCCCAGUGUGAUAAAGCGUCGCUGUGCUAGUGUGCUGCUGGUCUCUGUAGUGUCACCUGCAGUUGUGAAGACAUGGAUACACUGGGUUGAUGUCAAGGCGGACGUGUCUGUGUGGGAGUUGAUGGGACUUCGCAUGGACGGUUUGGUUGCUGCAUCCAUAUUACCUUUAUUACUUACUAUGGUUUUUUAUCUCGGCCCACUGGUUCACUCCGCUAUAGACAACCCCAAAGGCUUCACCGGGGAAAUGCAGUGUGCACUGGAUGUUCAGUCAUGGAGGCGGUGUGCGGGGGACGCAGUGUGGCUCAGAAACCAGGUGGUGGCACCAGUGACAGAGGAGCUGGUGUUCAGAGGGGCCAUGCUUCCUAUGUUGGUGCCCUGCACGGGACCCACAGGCGCUAUCGUCACCGCUCCACUGUUCUUUGGAGUUGCUCAUUUCCACCAUGUCAUAGAGGAGCGACGCCUUGGGAAAGAGAGCAUGAGUGUCAUCCUUCUGGUGGCAGGGAUGCAGUUCUUGUACACAACUGUUUUUGGUGCUUUUACUGCCUUUAUAUUCAUGAGAACUGGGCAUGUUGUCGGUCCAGUUUUGUGCCAUUCAUUUUGCAACAGUCAGGGCCUGCCUGACAUCCGCUCUGCCCUGCAACACCCUCACAGUUCAGCUCUGCUCUUCUCAUAUCUGAUGGGAGGCCUGCUGUUUCUGGUGCUGCUCUUCCCGCUGACAGACCAGUACUUUUAUGGUCCCAUUCCCAUCUGCAGCCUGGCUCCCCCUCCAGGGUCGGUUUGCUGAAUGAAAUCGAAUUAAGUUAAAUGCGCUCCAGCUCUCCUUCUUUUACUCUGGAUUUCAUUUUGUGAUGUAAAAAGUUGCUGUUUUUUUUUCUUUUUAACAAAACUAAAAAUCUAUGCGUGUAUAUAUGUCUAUGCGUGGGUGGGUCAGCAUGAGAGCAGAAUGAUUAGAGCAGUUUAGACAUUUCCUGCAUGGUUAAAAAUAUUUCCUACUGUAUUGAAACUCAAUGCCAGUACAACUUUCCCCGGUUAAAAG